Trichogramma pretiosum is the source of this 6299-nucleotide messenger RNA. It is a transcript of the gene Sos, whose product is annotated as protein son of sevenless. NCBI's taxonomy places the organism in Eukaryota, Metazoa, Arthropoda, Insecta, Hymenoptera, Trichogrammatidae. Bases 1117 to 5115 code for a protein of 1332 amino acids. Gene Ontology annotation, cellular component: plasma membrane. The transcript is spliced from 14 exons. Gene Ontology annotation, molecular function: protein heterodimerization activity; guanyl-nucleotide exchange factor activity. Gene Ontology annotation, biological process: Ras protein signal transduction; positive regulation of GTPase activity. The record is from RefSeq and is a predicted model, not a curated record.
AUGGUUGAACUGUCAACCGCAGCGAUUCUUAUUGCUUUUUUUUCAACUCGAAAUUCAUCGAAUGGAAAAUCGUGUUUUUCGCCUCGUUGCUUCGGUGUGCUUUAUUUUCUCGAGGUUUGACGAGAUUUCAACGCUGACAGCUCAAGUCAUUUUUCCAAGUAUUUUGCCUGAAAUUCCAAGUCUAUUCGACUUACAAGCCCACAAAAUUCGAUCUUUGACAAAUCGAAGUUUUGAAUUUUUGCGUCGCACUCGUAUGUGCAAACUCGCUGCAAAAUCCGCGAGCGAGCCCAUACAGUAGCGGCUGCGUGCGGCGGGGCACCCUCUCGUGGUCUUAAUUCGCGUGAAUAAUAAGAGUUCGGAGUCGUCGUCGUCGUCGUCGUCUCGAAAUCCCCCUACUUUUGCGCGAGCACUGCUCAGCUCGCUAGUAUCAUCCACUCAGUGCUUCUGCUAUCAUCAUGGUAUCGAGGUUAAAGCCAUGCGUUUCGAGAGUCUUUUUGCGCCAGGCAGCGACUAAAUAAAUAAUGGAUUAAACCGAGCGGAGCAAAAGGCGUCCCCAUCGUCCGUGCGCGCGUGUGUGUCUGUGCGGGUUGAAAAAACUUCGGCUCGGCUGGGACUCUCAGCUGUGUUGUUAAUCUCUGCGUCUCGCGCUCUCGCUCGGCCAACGAAACCUUACUAUACAGUGCGGGCUAGCUAGGCCUGUGUGUUUUCUUCCUUUAAUUUUUUUUUCUUUUUUUUUUUUUUCAAUUUUUCCACCUGGUGACGAGGCGCGCUCUACUCCGCAUCUCGCAUCUCAUCCGUGUGGUGUGCUAUAUAAUAUAUAUGCAUAGAUAUUGAGCAAGUGCGAAUCCCGGAGUUUCGGAGUUUUUUGACUACUACUACUACUACUACUACUACUACUACUCGCAACGGGGAACCCUACUCUCUCUUUCUCUGCGCUCUGCGUAUUAUGUGUAUAAAGCGACGACGAACGUGCGUAUAGAUGCUGAGCUCGGUUGAAGCCCAGAAGUCAAGUCCGAUCCACCUGCCUGUCUAUGCCUCGUCCUACCCGCGUUUUCGUUUGUCCUCGUUCUUUUCUUCUUCCUUUUCCUCCUACUCCUAUAUGUCCCAGACUGCAAGAUGUUUCCCUUGCCCAUGUCAACAGUGAGCGACGUGUCUAGCUAUGAUUUCGAAAAAGAUGAGAACGCUGCCAAAUGGAAAGGAGUGUUUGUCAACUCACUUAAAAAGGUCCUCGAACAAGUGCACCCAAGUCUAGAAGCACGUCAAGAUGCCCUAGACUAUGUAGAAAGUCUCAUUUUGAGGCUGCUGGGUAUGCUAUGUGGACAUCCAGCUCCUCACACGCCACAAGAUGUGGAAGAGCGAGUUGGUCGCACCUUUCCUACUCCCAUUGACAAAUGGGCAUUAAAAGACGCUAGAGACGCUUUAGAAAAAGGCAAAAAGAAAUCUCCAUUAGUUUUGCCGGUUGAAAAAAUACAUCAACUUUUGCAAAAAGAGGUAUUACAACAAAAAGUUGACUAUCAAGUCGCACUUUUUAUUACAGGAGUUUUAGAGUAUAUUUCUGCUGAUAUAUUAAAGCUUGCUGGAAACUAUGUUAAAAAUAUUCGCCUAGUUGAGAUUUCCUAUGAAGAUAUCAGAGUUGCCAUGCACGCUGAUCUGGUUUUGAUGGACAUGUUUCAUCAAGACGAAGUUAUUGAGGGUGCCCAAACUAGUUUAAGUACAGUUGUUUCUCAAACAUACGAAGAAUCAGUUCGUGAUCUCAUUCAAGAUGAGCGUCAUUAUUUACGCGAUUUGCAAAUGAUAAUAAAGGUUUUUAGAGAAGAAAUUUCAAAACUCACAAACAAAAAUGAAUUUGAAGCACUUUUCAGUAAUAUAAUGGACAUUUACGAGACCACAGUGAGUCUGUUGGGUAGUUUAGAGGACGUCAUAGAAAUUACAGCAGAAAAACAAACGCCUACCGUAGGCACUUGUUUCGAAGACAUCGCCGAAGGGGAAGAAUUUGACGCUUAUACAAAAUACGCGAGCGAAAUAUGCAGCCCAGCCUGUCGAGAAGUUCUGACCAGGCUGUUGGCCAGGCCCGACGCCAACGCGGCAUUGCGAGCUGCCGGUCAUGGCUUCAAGGAGGCUGUAAAAUACUACUUGCCAAAACUUUUAAAGCAACCGAUCUGGCAUUGCUUUUUAUAUUAUGACUACAUAGGGUUCCUUAAACAGAAGACUCCUCACCAAGAAGACUCCGAGAUUCUCGACCAAGUGCAAGGUCUGCUCAGACCGCUGGUCAUUCAGUUGCAAGAAAUUCUGGACAAUCACAAGAUCAAACGCGACAGCAGCUUACGAAUGCAGAGCCGAGCUCGUAGGCAGGCGGCGCUCGAAAAAACCAGUGACAUGCAGAGAAUCGUCGAUGGAUGGGAUCAGAAAGACAUUGGACAGUGUUGCAAUGAAUUUAUCAAAGAGGACACUUUAACGAAAGUUGGGAACGGCCGAAGACUGACAGAGAGACGAGCACUGCUGUUCGACGGUUUACUGGUGCUCUGUAAGCCCGUGAGUAACAAAAGGCCCAUAAGCAUGAGCGUGGGCACGACCAAUCAUUCCGCUCAGGGUGAAAUCCAGUUGCGGCUCAAGGAGCGCUUUUUCAUUCGAAAAGUCGACAUUAUCGACCGCGAAGAUACCGACGAACUCAAGAACGCGUUCGAGAUAGCACCCAGAGAUCAUCCGAGCGUGAUUCUGGUCGCCAAAACAGUGGAGGACAAGAACAGCUGGAUGGCUGAUCUAGUGAUGCUCAAUACCAAGAGUAUGCUCGAGCGUACUCUCGACAGUAUACUGCUGGACGAGGAGAGGAAGCACCCCUUGAAGCUGCCGCCGCCGAGCGUGUACAAGUUCGCGGAGCCCGACAGUCCAGCCAACAUCGUGGUCGAGGCGCGCGAGAACGGCGGCGUGCCUCUCAUCAAGGGCGCGACCCUCGUGAAACUCGUCGAGCGUCUCACCUAUCACAUUUACGCCGAUCCGGCCUUCGUUAGGACGUUCCUCAUCACUUAUCGGAGCUUCUGCUCGCCCCAGGAACUGAUGACCCUGCUGCUGGAGAGAUACACGAUACCCGAGCCCUCCAAGAUAUUCAACGACGACGAGGACCGGCCCUCGAGCGGCGGCUGCAAGUCCAUACCGCGCGAGGACUUCAAGCGCUACCGCAAGGAGUUCCUGCAGCCCGUCAAGUUUCGCGUGCUCAACGUGCUCCGCCACUGGGUCGAUCAUCACUUCUACGACUUCGAGAAGGACGAGGUGCUGCUCAAACGCCUCUACGACUUCUUGGCCCUGGUCAACGAUCACGGCAAGACCAUGAGGAAGUGGGUCGAUUCCGUCAUGAAAAUCGUCCAGAGGAGAAAGGGCGAGGGGCCGCUGGAGUCGCGACCGAUCACCUUCAGCUUCGAGCGCUCGCCGCCGCCGAUCGAGUGGCACCUGAAGGUCACCGAGGACGAGUGGGGCAUUUUAACGGUACGAAAAAAAUACUUUCAACGCAGGUGCGCAAGAUUUUUUCUGAAGUUGCACCCUGUUGAAAUAGCGAGACAAUUGACACUGCUCGAAUUCGAACUGUACAGAAACGUGAAACCGUCGGAACUCGUGGGGUCCGUGUGGACAAAGGAAGACAAAGAGAGGACCUCGUUUAAUUUAUUAAAGAUGAUAAAACACACGACGAACUUCACGCGGUGGUUGGAAAAGACGAUCGUGGACGCGGAAAACUUCGACGAACGCGUGGCCAUUGUGUCGCGCGCCAUCGAGAUCAUGAUAGUUCUGCAAGACCUCAACAAUUUCAACGGCGUACUGGCGAUCGUGAGCGCCUUCGGCUCCGCGUCGGUCUAUCGUCUGAACCUGACGAUGCAGCAGCUGCCGAGCCGCCUGUACAAGGCCCUGCAAGAGGCCACCGAGCUCAACAUCGAUCACUUCAAGAAGUAUCAGGACAAGCUGCGCUCGAUCAAUCCGCCCUGCGUGCCCUUCUUCGGCAUGUACCUGACCAACAUACUGCACAUCGAGGAGGGCAACUCGGACUUUCUGCCCGACGGACACCUGAUCAAUUUCAGCAAGAGGCGCAAGAUCGCCGAGAUCAUCGGCGAGAUACAGCAGUACCAGAACCAGCCCUACUGUCUGUCCGUGGAGCCGCGCAUACGCAAGUUCAUCGAGUGCCUGAAUCCGUUCGCGCCCGACAUGAACGACGCCGACAUCAGCACGUAUCUGUACGAGCAGAGCUUGAAGAUCGAGCCGCGCUCGUGCAAGCAGCCGUACAGGGCGCCGCGCAAGUGGCCCGAGCUCAAUCUCAAAUCGCCCGGUAUUAAAAUCAGAAAUCUAAGCGCAACGUCGCCUGGUCCUGCGUUGAGUAUGUCGACGUUAUCUCUGAGUUCGCCCGGCAACAGUCCUCAGUUACCCUCGCCUGGCCACCUGUCGCAAUCGUUCUCCAGCGGCGGAUCCGCCGCGACGCAGUUCGGUUUCAAUUCGAGCACGAUCAGCGUCAUGAGCAGCACUCUGGCGUGCUUAAUGCCGAACUCGUCGUUGAGCAGUCCCGGCCCCACCUCGGCUCCUUCCGGCCAAUCUCAGAUCCAGCAGCAGCAGCAACAACAACAACAGCAGCAGCAGCAGCAGCAACAUCAGCAGCAAUGCCAGCAGCCCAAUUCACCGGGUCUACUGUCGCAUUACGGCGGGAUUCCGGAGCAGCCGCCGCCACCCCUACCGCCGAGGACCCAUCGUCGGCGCGAUAGCGGCUACAACGAGUCACCGCAUCAGGCUCGACAAGUUCCCAACGCGCCAAUGCUGCCACCUCGGGAAGGGGUGUCGCCGCCGCCCUUACCUCCGAGACGAGACAUUUCCUCAUCGAUGCGUUUGCCGCAGACAUUCAACCCGAGUAGCUCGACGCUAUUGGCUAGGCGAAAUUCUACUUUGGACAAUCAGCUGCCUCUCAAUCAGCCGCCGACACACUCGCGCAGACACAUGUCGUUCAACGGACCAAGCCCGACGAAGCCAUCGCCUGUGCAACCUCCGAAUGGAUCGAUAACUCCACGUUUACCACCGAAACCGCAAAUACCGGGAAGAUCGUCCAGUACGAUGUUUAAUUUCAAUGCUCCACCAGGUCCUAGCUAAUACAGUUUCAUUGGUGUACAGAUUUAUCACUACGAGUCAAGCUCAUAUUUUUAUGGAAAUAUGAUGAAACUUGGUAUGAAAUGCGCCAUUCCUAGUCCGAAAGAAGCGUGCGAUAAGUCACUCAAUCACGUGAUAGCCGGAUUAAUGUUAAUAUUAGACUGCCUCGACUACUUAUUAAUGUGGUUUGUGCGUAAUUGUAAAUUUAUUCAUAAUAACAAAUUUCACGCGGGUGUACAUGUGAACGUAUGUUUGUCUGGAUCCAAAUUUCGUAUAUAUAAAUAUUAUAUGUACAUAUUAUAUAUAAUAUGCAUUAUGUGUAGGGUUAUACAAAUACGAAUAAGAACCAAGUGUGUGUAAGUUUUUUGUCUGUAUAAAACAAGUUUCAAUCGAUUUUAACGUGUGUUACGUCUGAUGUUUGUUGAUGUUACGAGCUUACUUCCAAGUCGCCAAUCUGUGAUGUUUGUCAAGAGCGUGAGUGCAUUUUCCUGUAAAAUUUGAUCGACCGUUAAUUGCGAGAAAUGUUUUCAUUACAUUCCAUUUGCGUAAAACGUUUCAUCGUAGCCGUGUUGACCUCCGAUGAGUUUUUGAUUAAAUUUUUUUAGACUCUUAAAAAGUCAAUGUUUGUAGGUCAUUUUUAUUAUUCUAUAAUAUACAAUAUCUAUUUUUAGAUACUUUUUUAAGUCAUUGAAUUUUUUUGUACAUGAUGAAAUUUGUAUAUAGAGAUUUAUAAAAAAAAAUGAAAUUUAAUAUUGUGUAUGUUUAUUGAUGAUUAUAAACCGAUAGAAUAAAGUUAUUUUGUGAAACCAUUAUAAAACCUGAAAAAUACGGAAUCAGUAUAUUUUAAUGCAAAUAAUGCAACAAUGGAUUUAUAUGAUUUUAUUAAUGUAUAUAAUAAAUUGUAUGAGAUGCAAUAAUCAUCAAAAGAAGGAAAAGGAACGAUACAAUUUUCAUAAAUUUUUGAUCUUAUCAUUAUUUCUAUAACUAUGGUCUUUCAAGCAAAUAGAUAUUGCAUAAAAGUUGUUCAUUGUAAAAAGUCUAUGUUACAUCUAAAUUUUGUAAUAUUAUAAGGAAAUACUACUAUUGUGAGUACUGUUAAAUCAUAAAAGAAUAAUUAAUCAAUUGAACGAUUUGGUUAUUCGCAUCAGUGUCUGUGUAUUUUAAAUAAAAAAUUGCAAAGUCUCGUA